This is a messenger RNA of Gracilinanus agilis (Agile Gracile Mouse Opossum), 2116 nucleotides long. It is a transcript of the gene BAG2, whose product is annotated as BAG cochaperone 2. The coding region runs from base 22 to 654 and encodes 210 amino acids. Gene Ontology annotation, molecular function: adenyl-nucleotide exchange factor activity; protein-folding chaperone binding. Gene Ontology annotation, biological process: protein stabilization. NCBI's taxonomy places the organism in Eukaryota, Metazoa, Chordata, Mammalia, Didelphimorphia, Didelphidae. The record is from RefSeq and is a predicted model, not a curated record. The transcript is spliced from 3 exons.
CCACCGCAGCCGAACUGCCCCAUGGCCCAGGCGAAGAUUAACGCGAAAGCCAACGAGGGGCGCUUCUGCCGUUCUUCCUCCAUGGCCGACCGCUCCAGCCGCCUGCUCGAGAGCCUGGACCAGCUGGAGCUCCGGGUUGAAGCUUUGAGAGAUGCAGCAUCUGCUGUAGAACAAGAAAAAGAAAUUCUCCUAGAGAUGAUCCAUUCUAUACAAAACAGCCAAGAAAUGAGACAAAUCAGUGAUGGAGAAAGAGAAGAAUUAAGUCUAACAGCAAAUCGUUUGAUGGGAAGAACCCUCACUGUUGAAGUUUCAGUAGAAACAAUUAGAAACCCCCAGCAGCAAGAAUCACUUAGGCAUGCCACAAUGAUUAUUGACGAAGUGGUCAAUAAGUUUCUUGAUGAUUUGGAAAAUGCCAAGAGUCAUUUAAUGUCACUAUAUGGGGCUUGUUCAUCAGAGGUACCACCUGGACCCAUUGAUCAGAAAUUUCAAUCCAUAGUAAUUGGAUGUGCUCUCGAAGAUCAGAAGAAAAUUAAGAGGCGAUUAGAGACUUUGCUUAGAAAUAUUGAAAACUCUGAUAAAGCUAUCAAGUUGUUGGAGCAUUCAAAAGGAGCUGGUUCAAAAGGUUUGAAACAAACUAGCUUAAACCAAGUUUAAAUUGCUUGGGCAACUUAAAAGGAGCAAAUGAGUUUCCAUGUAAAGAAAAGAAAGUACUAUUUUAAGUAAUAGCUCUGUGUAUUCCCUUAUAAAUGUCGGGCAGACCCAUUCAUUCUAUUUCAGCUGAUAAAAAUAUCCCAAGAGUCAUUGCUUUUACCAUGGAGACAUUUAUAACUAGAAAAUAUUAACUAUAGCUCUAUUUUUUUAAGUGAAUUUUUGUCUUAUCUGACAAAUCGUUACUUUUGACUCUAUUUUGGUUAAAAACACUCAACUCUAUGAAAACAACAAAAAAUGUGCAGUAUUCACCAGUAUUGAUUCCUCCCUUAAACCAUCUAUCUUGUAAUACAAAUCAACCUGGCAAAUACAUCAACUGAAAUUUUUUCAUUUAAAAUUUUGUCAAGGCUCUAUGGAACAGCUGGCUGUGUUAUCCUUCUGACUCCUACUGCUAGAACAUAGACCAGUCCUAGGUCUUGUCUGGUCAAACAGCAUGGGAGCAAAUUCAUUCAUUGAACACUCACUUAUUCAAUCCCUGUUAAGUUGGGCAUGAGACCCUAAAUCAACCAACAAUGAGUGCCUUAUGAGAAAUCCAAGAUAUGGUCCUCACCCUUAGUUAAGGAGCGUCCCUGGCCAUAGAAAAGUGAUUUUCAUUCAUUUUACAAAUAUUUGUGGAGCAUCUCCCAGGUGUAUGACAUGAUGGUACAUACUGUUAUGCAGACAAAAAGAGUAAAGUAUGAUUCCUGCUCCCAAGAUCUUAAAGGUUGACUUAUCCCUGGGGAUAUAGGGUUAUCCCAAAUCUACUGAUGGGUUCUGAGCAGUUUUCCUUUUAUUCUAAAGAUGUUUGAAGAAAUACCAAAAGAAAACUUUGAAACUAGAAUCAUGUGUUGGGGGGAAAAAUACCAGUGUGAUUUUAUUCUAAUUUAUAUGAAUUAGCUUCAGUAUAAGAUUGUAGCCAAACAGAAAAUGCUUAUCCUAGUUUGGCAUCUUCUCAGUAUUAAGCGCAUCCUUAGUUUUUACCUCCCUAUUCCCAUCAAGUUUGCCCUUUGAAAUCCAAUUUUAUUUGAUUAGGAGUUAAAUCUAAUGGUCAUAAUAUGUUCUGAAGAUAAAUAUGACUCUGGCUGUGUACGUAGGGUUAUUACCCAUACUUCAGGUCCUCUUCACCAGUACAGAUAAUGGAAUUGAUUUUAUUUUGCUUCCUUUGUUCUUCUCUUAAAACCCAGCUUUGGCUCCGUGAAGCCUUUUUCGAUUGCCCAAACUAGAAGUGGUCCCACUCAUCUAGAUUUCUCAUGCUUGUUUGACCUUUCCUAUAUAAUCACAUUCUAACUUUAUUACAUGUUUUGGCAUACAUUUUUAUACUCUUGCUAGAUUGUAAGCUCUUUGAGGGCAGAGACUAUUUUCCCCCCUUCAAUCUUUGUGUUCUUAGCAUCUAGCAUAUAAUAGACAAUAAAUGUUUGAUGAAUAGUAA